AUGGUGACGGAUAAAGUAAAACAACAAUGGAAUACUACUGCAAGUGAUACUACUACUAAUAAUAAUAAUAGUGAUAAUAAUAAUACCACUACUACUAUUAUUGCUGCUACUACUAUUACUGCUACUUCUACUACUACUGCUAUUACUACUACUAUUACUUCUAGUACUACGCUUACUCCUAUUACUUCCACUUCAUCUUUCAAGUUUUUUGGCGAAGUAUCACUUCAUUCACCAAAUGAUGAUAUAAAUGCUUAUUGUCGAAAUGGUGGUAUUAUGAUUGGACGUGGUUGCGUAUGUUUUUAUCCGUAUACUGGAACACGAUGUUUAGAUUUUGCUUGCGCACAUGGUAUAUCAGUUGGAAUUCGUUAUGAUCCAGAUAGCUUAUUUUUUAAUAAACCAUGUAUUUGUGAUGAAGAUUGGAGUGGUGAUUUAUGCGAUAUAAUGAAAACAAAUGAGAUAGUGGAAGUUAUCAUUCAGUGUAACGAUCGUGGUGAAUUCAGAAACGGUCAUUGUCAUUGUAUUGGACACUUUUUUGGUUCACAAUGUCAGUAUGUCAGCAGAUGUGAUCAUGGUAAAAGGAAACAUGGAAGGUGUUUGUGUAAUGAUGGUUGGAAAGGCGAUUAUUGUCAUAAUAUCAUUUGCCAACAUGGUUAUCCAGAUAUAAACAACAAAAGCGAAUCAUGUGUUUGUCCGGCACGAUUCACCGGAACUCACUGUGAUCGUUGUUCUCAAAAAGGACCUAAAAUUAGGCCAUAUCCAGAAUGCAAUAUUGAUAUCUCGAAAAGUAAAGCAAAACAACAACGACAAGAAGCAGAAACACAAUUCCGAUUACGAUUAAGGAUUAUGGGAGUUACAAGCUUUUUGCUUUUGUUUCUGCUAAUAACAAUGAUUUUCUUCCAUCGACGCAGAAUUUAUAAAAGAAAACGUUCAGAGAGGCAAAAUCUUCGAAAGCGUGAAUAUGAAAUUCGGAAAACAAUACUUGAAAAAGCUGCACGAACUACGGAACGUUUGAAUGUUGAACAGAGGAUGGAAUAUGUAGAAGAAGAUAGGAACUACAGGGAUCACAUAUAA
Brugia malayi is the source of this 1071-nucleotide messenger RNA. RefSeq lists its product as uncharacterized. The record is from RefSeq and is a predicted model, not a curated record. Lineage: Eukaryota; Metazoa; Nematoda; Chromadorea; Rhabditida; Onchocercidae. The transcript is spliced from 9 exons. Bases 1 to 1071 code for a protein of 356 amino acids.